AUGCAGCAACAACAGCAACAACAACAGCAGCAGCAGCAAACGACCCUAGGCUUUGACGUCUCUGGCGUGGACCAGAAGACACUGACGCUCUCCAAUUUGACGCUUUCCGGGGCGACCCAUCAGGCGAAUGCCCAGCAGUAUGGCUUCAUUCCGGCGACCACCCAGGGCUACGGGCACCUCCAGCCGGAGCACCUGAUGACGAACAACUACGGUGCACUGAACCACCUUCAGCCGACGAUCAUCUACGUGCAGACGCAAAAUGGACAGCAGGCGGCGGUGCAGCUCUCGGCAAAUGACAUGAACGCCCUCAAUCUCAAUCAGAUCAUCGGCUAUGCGGACAUCAACGGCCAGCUGACCAUGGCGUCCACCGGACAUCCGCAGGUGCAGAACCUCAGCGCGGCCUCCUUCACCACGACGGCCACUGCCGCGGGACAGCAACAACAGCAGCAGCAAAAUGGCGGCGGUCAGCAGCAGCUGCAUGAGGCAAACGGACUGACGAGCAUCUGUCUGGACGGCAGUGGCAACGCCGGCGCCGGCACCACCCUCACCUUCGUCACCGACCCCAAUGGCCAGCAGGUGGUGACCCACGGAGGACACCAGGUGGUGAACGCCAACGGGCAGCCACUGUACAAGUGCGACGUGCCGAUGUGCUACUUCCAGUCGGACCAGUUUGACGCCGUUCUCCUGCACAAGCACCGAGAGCAUGGCACCCUGGCCACGCAUGGCACCGCAGGCGCCCCCGGCCAGCAGCAGCAGAUUACCAUCAUCAACGCCGGGGCGCUGACGGCGAUGCCGCAGGUGUCGCAGCACCAGCUGGUCUCCCACAGCGCCCACCAGCAGCAGAUGACGUCGACGAAUGCCACUACAAACGUGGUCUCUUCCUCCGCCCUCUACGCCAUGACUCCCUCGGUGACGACGACCAACUUUGUGCAGGGCAUCGACUACGGCAGCAUGGCCACGGCCACCACCACAGCGAACCAGGUGAACAGCAAUGGCGGCGGCGGCGGUAGUAGCAUGGCUAGCCAGCAUCUCCCCAGUAGCAACCCCAGUAGCAUGACCAACGGCGUCUUAGCGACACAGCAGCAGCAGCAGCAGCAAUUGAGUAGCACUACUAAUCUCAGCAACGGCGGCAACGGUGGCAUGAUCUUUACCGGUGACCCGAACGCGCUCUUUUUCAGUGUUCUCGGCUCUGAGCAUCACCAGCUUCAGCAGCAGCAGCAUCAGCUCAAUGGCAUGCUCUCCGCAGUGUCAGGGGCGGCCACCACGGCCACCUCGACGGCCUCGCUGGUGGCGGCGGCGGUGGCCAGCGCCGGUCUCGUGGACGUCUCCUCUGCGAGCAAGUAG
Rhagoletis zephyria (snowberry fruit fly) is the source of this 1344-nucleotide messenger RNA. Lineage: Eukaryota; Metazoa; Arthropoda; Insecta; Diptera; Tephritidae. The record is from RefSeq and is a predicted model, not a curated record.